Polyodon spathula (Mississippi paddlefish) is the source of this 3467-nucleotide messenger RNA. RefSeq lists its product as uncharacterized. The transcript is spliced from 4 exons. The coding region runs from base 316 to 1224 and encodes 302 amino acids. The record is from RefSeq and is a predicted model, not a curated record. Lineage: Eukaryota; Metazoa; Chordata; Actinopteri; Acipenseriformes; Polyodontidae.
UAAAUCAAAGUGACGUAUUGCAUUUAAAACAAAAAUCUAUACUACAUUAACAAAAUGUAUUUAUGGUAUACAAAACUCACCAAAUACCGUAUAUAGCAAAUAACAAACCAUUUUGCUUUAGACCUUUACAGUAAAGAGAUUUUUAUGAUCUUAUGGGGCCAGUCUAACUCCUGCCCCAGCACGACCAGUUGAAAAUCAGACAACCUCCCAGCUCUGAUCAGCACACCAGUGCUACCAUUACUGGAAUGUCCAUUAAGAAAGAUAAACAGUGAUGGAGGAUCACCGCUAAAACCUGUUCCCUAAAACCAUACUUCAAUGAGUAAACAGCACGCAUUAACGUGUGAGCAGGUGAAGGCGAAAAACAGUGAGAACAUUUUAAAGACCACGAAUUUCCAAGCACAGUGUGCUAGUCCCGUGAUUCUGACGUCAUUGUGGGCAAUUGUAAACUUCUGGGGCAGUGUUUGUGAUUUAGCUAAAACUACUUUGUCUUUCAAAAAAAAAAAAAAAAGGAAAAUGUCGUUUUGCUGUUGUUUCUGUCCCAAUGAAGCUAGUACUACAUCAACCCAAGCAGAGAGGCAGCCUUUAAUGCAGUCCAAAUCGGCCAGGCAGCUGCGCCGUCCAAAUCCACAAUCGACAGCAAAUGAUGUGUCACAGAAACAUGGAAGAUUCAUUGCCAAGCAUGUGGAAGUACCUGAGCUCGAUCAAUGCUUUGUCGAUAUUGCUGACACAUUUAAUCAACAAGCAGAACAUUACCAAGAUAUGGGUGGAUGCCUGGAACGACUGAAGGCCAGCUAUCAGUGCGCAGCGGGCAGCAGUCUUACUGAUUGUUUGCAGAGAAUGAGGGAAGAGCACAGUGCUUUUAAUAUCGCCAUCCAAAUGCAGGGCUAUAACUUCUCUGUCAUCGUGAAGCCAGAAAGCACCCCCGAUACCAAACUGCAGGAAGCCCAAGAGCUGAUGAAGAAUCUCAGUCAGGCCUCCAAAUCCAUCGCAGCAGCCAGCACCAAGCUGCAGGAGAUGAUCACCUCAGUGCUGCAGAGCGAGAGCGGGAUUACACACAGAGUGAAGGAGGCCAAGCGGCCCUACCAGGAGCAGAUACGGGUCGAGGCCAACCUGAAAGAGAACUUUCAGGAGGUGAAGAGAAUCAAGCAGCUGUCCAGUCAGUACCGAGAAGAGGCCAGCAGUCUAGUGAACGAGGUGGCACGACUCGCUGGCAUAACUCUUUGAAUUGACAGGAGCUUAAUGCAUCUGGUAUGUUUUUUCUACUGAUAAAAUAUGAAGGAUAAUGAACGGCCCUUUUUAAGAACUGAAAAUAGCAUCACUUUUGCAAUCUUUCUUCAGAGGACAAGUAGACAGAAUCAGGAGGUCUGAUCUUUUGUAGAAAUAAGAAAAAAAGUUGUCCUGGAUUGAAUCGGCAUGGGAAAUAAACAGCCUUCCCAAUCCUAGUACAAGCCUGUAGGUGAGAUAUAUUUUUAUUAUUAAUAAAAUAUAUCUGGCAUCUAACAUGUUCUUCCGUAUGUUUAUGAGCUACAGAACAUUAUUGUGAAGAAAAAAAGUUGCAUGCUUACAAAGUAAACAACCCAAUAUUUUUGGUGUACAUAAACACAUAUUAACACUUACACACACAUGGAAAACUCAACCACACACAGCUAUGGCAAAUUCUUCUGUUGUUUGAGCCCCUCUGUACAGUAUAAUCUUGAUUAUUUGAUUAUUUCACAAACAUCUCCAUUAUCUGAACAGUUACCUGCUCUUGUAACCUGCCCUGUUAUGUGUAACAGAAAAUGUUCUAACCAGUCCUUUAUAUCUGGUAUUUACACUAGGGGUGCUAGGUUCUGUUUUAAUUUUAAUAAACGUUUAAACUUUUAAAAAUAUAUACUUUAAACGCUGUGUAAGGGGGGUGGUACGCGUCCCCCUCUGUGUGGUCUAACAGCAGGAGAAAAACGGAAGUUGGCCAUCUUGGGUGAAGUGUGUUAGCUGCAAGGGCUCUGAGCAUUUUAAAAUAAAUAGCUUUCAAUAAACAGGUCUUUUACAUCGAUUUUUCUACUCUCCUUAAAUGAAAUUAAUACCUGUAAAUCCAUUUGUGUAUCUCAAUCACAACUGAGAAACGUGUUAAUAGUAAGAUUGGUUUAAUUUGAGUUUUUUUUUCUGAGAAACCACUAAACGGGCUUUUAAAUCGUAAGUCUUACUUUUUCAUUUAAAGCGACUCCUCUUUAUUACUUUAAAUACAGUUACUCGUCAUAACGAUUGUAACAUGUGUCCAGCAAAUUCUCUUUAGUUUUCAUUAUAGCUUUAAUAAAGAUUAUAGAUUAAUAGUCACUUAUUAACAUGUUGCAAUCUAGUUUGUAUGAUUAAGGCUACAAUUAAGACUUGGCCUGUUUAAAAUCCCAUUAACUUGUAUGACAAAAAAAAAUAACUAAAUUAAAUCAAAUACAUUACUAAGUUAAACCUUAUAUAUAAAUAAAUGUAUAGAAACAGUGAAGCAAUAUGAAAAAAUAACAUAGGCGGUACGAUAAUGGUCUGUUUUGAUUAGAGGGCAAGAAUUAAUUGCAUUGUUACUGAAAUGUUAUUCAUUUAAAUAGUUUGUACUUAUCUGACAGGCAGCAGUAGAAAAAAAAAUAUAUAAACAUAAAAUGGAAGAAGUGUUCUCUUAAAAAAACAAACAAAAAAAAAACAUUAAUCUUACUCAACCCUCAAAAAAACCUUUAAACUGUAAACGAUUUACACGCUAAUUUACACUAUAGUACAGUACUCGGUGUCAUGUAUUUUAAAGUAAGGUGGUAAUGUUGAUACAGUUUAAAUGUUAUAGCAAUAAUUAUAUUAGCUAUACACUCCCUGAGAUUUUAAGCAAAAACUGGAAGGAGUAGACCUGAGUUCCUGAAACAAUGCCUGGGAGCUACAGGAAAGAAUAUUUCAGAAGCUAAAAAGACAAAAAACAUGAUGUGAAAAUAGCUGAAAGCACUUGCACCACAGAUCUCUCUGUCUCUAUUCCUCUCUCCCUCUUCAUCCACCAAGAACCUCAGUGUCACCCUCGACUCCUUACUCUGCUGCUCUCAGCACAUCUCUGGUAGGCUCCUGUUGCUUCUUUCUCAGCAACAUACACAGAAUUCGCCCCUUCCUCACUGACUAUAAGCAGCUCCUAGUUCAGGCCCUGGUACUGUCACGCCUUGAUUACAGCAACUCCCAUGUGGCCAUCUUCUCCUAUCCAUCCACUUCAGCUCAUCCAAAACACUGCUGCCCGCCUUGUCUUUUCCCUUCCUCAUUUGUCCGACGCUACACCGCUGCUCCCUUCCCUCCACUGGCUCCCUGUCGUUGCUCGGAUCCAAUUCAAAACUCUUGUACUCGCCUAUCGCUGUCUCAACCUUUCUUCUGUCUCCAGACUGUCAUUUCUCCCUACACCCACUCUCGCCCCCUCCGCUCCCCCGCCACCGGUAGAUUAGCUGUACCCCCCCCCCCCCCCCCCCCCCCCCUCC